GUUUUCUGUCCCUGAGAGAGAGAGAGAGAGAGAGAGAGGAGAGAGAGAGAAGACCAGAGAAAAAGAAAAGAGAAACCAGUCGCCAUGGAACGUCAUCAACAUCUACUCUGAAAACUGCCUCACCUUCAGAAGCCCAUACAAAAUUUCAACCAAAAAAAAAAACAAAAAAACAAAAAAAAAACAAAUUUUGAUAUAAAGAGGAAGAAAAAGAAAAUUUCGAAUUUCAAGAUUUGAUUUUCGGAUUGGCAAUUUUCUGUGAGAGGAGAGGAGAGGAGAGGGUUCGAUUGUUUUUGUUUGUAAAUGCAUCAGAAGGAAGUUGAAGUUGUGAUCACGAAGGGCAUUCCUGACAUUUCACCAGCCAGCACCACCCCUCGCCACCCACGGCCACCAUCAAUAUCUGGGUUAACUCAUCCCAGACCCGAUCUUGAAAUCGAGAUUCCAUCUUGUUCAGAUUCUGGAACCCAUCAUCAAAUUCACUUCAAGAAUGAGCCUAUUUGUCCCCCAAUUCAAUCUCCCACUCAAACCCUUGUCUCCACGCCUCACAAAAGGUCUGUAAUGGCUCAAAGCUUGAGUCUUUCUCACUCUCCAACACUCUCCUCUCUCCACCACCACCAACACCAUAGCCCUUUCAGACCCACGGUCUUGAAGUCUGGCCCACCUUCCAACCCUCCGUCUUUCCUUUGUUCUUGCUCACUCCCAGUGCUUUUAGCUACCAAGAGAAUCACCCUCAGGCUUCUCCAUCACUCUUGCCAAGCCUCAUGGCUUAGAGUCCAUAUGAAGCUUUUUAUACUCCUAUCUCUGCCUACUUUUUAUCUGCUCACCACAACUUAUUUUCGCUCUUUUGUUAUUUACUUUGUUUGUGUUGUGUCUGUUUUUCUUGUUGUCAUUGCACUCAGCCUAGCUGUCCCUUUUCUCCCUUCAAUCCGGUUGUUUUUGGCUAGGAUUAGGCUCUGUUCAUUGCCCACUGCAUCAAAGCCUCAUCAUCCUGUUGUUUGGUCAAUAGGGUCAAAGCCUAAAUUCGAAAAGAAGCCGAGUUCGGGUUGUUGGGUGCAGGUGUAUAGCAAUGGGGAUGUGUAUGAGGGUGAAUUCCACAAGGGGAAGUGUUCUGGGAGUGGGGUUUAUUACUAUCAUUUGACUGGCAGGUAUGAAGGGGAUUGGGUUGAUGGGAAGUAUGAUGGGUAUGGUGUUGAAACAUGGGCGAAAGGGAGUCGAUAUCGGGGGCAGUACAGACAGGGAUUGCGGCAUGGAGUUGGGUUGUAUAGGUCUUACACAGGGGAUGUGUAUGCUGGGGAGUGGCUUAACGGGCAGUGCCAGGGAUGUGGAGUUCAUACUUGCGAGGAUGGAAGCAGUUAUGUGGGGGAAUUCAAGUGGGGCGUCAAGCAUGGUCUUGGCUGUUACCAGUUCAGGAACGGAGAUACAUAUGCCGGAGAAUAUUUUGCAGACAAGAUGCACGGUUUUGGGGUCUACAAGUUUGGAAAUGGACAUCGGUACGAGGGAGCCUGGCAUGAGGGACGAAGGCAAGGUUUUGGCACUUAUACUUUCAGAAACGGGGAAACUCAGUCUGGUCACUGGCAAAAUGGGGUUCUUAAUGUUUCGAGUGCUCCUGGAACCCGUACUGGAUCUUCUGCAACAGAUGACCAUUCCAAAGUGUUGAAUGCUGUUCAGGAAGCGAUUCGAGCUGCUGAGAAAGCUAAUGACGUGGUUAAGGUAGACGAGAGAGUAAAAAGGGCGGUGGCGACCGCUAAUAAAGCAGCAACAGCGGCAAGAGUAACGGCUGUGAAGGCAGUUCAAAACCAGAUGCAUCACGACAAUAACCAUUUCAACGUGCCAGUACCUAUCGUCUGAACCUACAAAGCUGGCUGAACGACAAAACUUUUUCAUAUAAUUUCCUUUGAUCGUCAUUCCGAGGUAAUUUCUUGUUCUACCUUUUAGAAAGUGAAUACGAGGUAUCUGCUUGGAACCACAUCAAGCGUUUGCUGAUCGAGGAGCAAGCUUAGAUUCCUCUUCCCAUUUACGGGCGCUACUAAAAUAUGUAUAUACCGUGGCUCGGGCUCUUUGAGCAGAGAAAAAGCACUCAAGUGCUUGAGCUUUAGCGUAGGACUUCGGGCUGAAGAAGAUGUAAGUAAUUUAGUGUAUUUUCAUGUUUUUGCCAUAGGGAAAUGGCAAAGUUUAGGAUUUCAAUAGUAUGUAUAACAUAGGGAAGGUUUGUAUAUUAACUGUAUGGCUUGUUGUAAUGAAAUGAAUAUGGCUUGUUCUAACACUGAAAUAUUAUAUAUGCUAUGUGGCAUUAUAUUGUGGGAAA
Molecule: messenger RNA, 2302 nt
Organism: Ipomoea triloba (trilobed morning glory)
Lineage: Eukaryota; Viridiplantae; Streptophyta; Magnoliopsida; Solanales; Convolvulaceae
Exons: 3
Coding region: 301-1845 (514 amino acids)
Source: RefSeq, a predicted model, not a curated record